Messenger RNA from Paramecium tetraurelia, 1223 nucleotides. RefSeq lists its product as uncharacterized. The record is from RefSeq and is a predicted model, not a curated record. Lineage: Eukaryota; Ciliophora; Oligohymenophorea; Peniculida; Parameciidae. The transcript is spliced from 5 exons.
AUGUAAUAGAUUUCUCCAGAAGUUGAGCAAUACCUACAAGAAGCAGUCAAACCACUCCUUGAGAGAAUCGAGGAAUUAAAAUAAAAGGAUUAGUAGAAUGAAGAUCAGAUCAAAUUUCUGACAGGAGAAAUCAGCCAACUCAAAGCAUUGGUUUCAACUUUCAAGCCAGCCGAGGAGAAAAAAUAAGUUAAGUAAUAAUAGAAGUAAGAAAUGAAUGGUAAUAAUAAUGAUCAUAAAAAGCCUGAACGCCCUUAAACUGCAGUUUAACAAAAGAAUGAUUAAAACAAAUAAAAGGAACCAAAGCCAUAAACUGGAAACAAGAAUUUAAGCCAAAGUGCAUUAGUAGAUAAUACAACUAAGAAUGAAGCGGAAAACACUGCUCCAAAAUCCCAAAGAUAAUCUGAAGAAAAACAACCUAAAAUUGCAAAAUAACAAUAGUAGUAGCCACCUUAACCUAAACCAAAACCAGCUAAGCAGCCAGAAUAAAAGGACUAACAAGAAACAAAAACUUCAAAUUAAGAUUAACCAUAAAAAUAAGCAAAUCCCUAGAAAGAUGACAAGUAAGCAGACAAAAUUAAACAAAAUAAAUAACCUCAACCUUCUUAACCUCCAUAAUCAGACAAACAAAAAGAAUAAUCUAAAAAGAAUGAAAAACCUUAAGAUUAAAAAUAAAACGGAGUUUAAAAAAGUACUAAUUCCAAAUAACCUGAAAAAAAAGUGGAUAAUAAACAAGAUGAUAAAAAAAUAGUUAAAAAAGGUUCUAAGCCUGUAAAUUAAUCUGGAAAUCACCAUUAAACUGAUGAAUAAUAAUAAUAAUAGAAAGCGUAAGUAUCUUAAGAAUAACCUCCUGCAGAAAAAUAAAUCAAAGAAAACCAUUCUGAAUAGAAUGAACAGUAAUAAGAUCACCAUUAAGAAAUAGUUAAUAAUUAAUAAGAAGCUGUUUAGAAUUAAGUAGAAGAAGCUGUUUAGAAUUAAGCAGAAGAAGCUAUUUAGCAUUAAGCAGAAGAAGUUCUUUAGCAUUAAGCAGAAGAAGCUGUUUAGAAUUCAGUCGAAGAAAAUCAAUUUUAGCAUAAUGGCAAUUAAGAAAAAUAAGAGGAUGAAAAUUUAUUAACUGAUAAUCACUAAGAUGAUAAUAAUUAAAAAAGUGAAUAAGUAUAGUAGAGUCAAUAGGAGGAUAUGUUUUGAGUUUAUUAAAUAUCAUCAUAGAGAAUAACAUAUAAUUA